AAAUUAAAGUAAAAUGGAAAUAGUUAACUCAAAUAUUUGUCGAACAUGUUUAACAAAACAACAAUCGGAAAUGCAGUCUAUAUUUAAAAUUAUUGAUAUACUUCAAAAAGGUGCUUCCGUUAAUAUUUCCAAAAAUGAUAAUUUACCGAAAAAUAUAUGCGAUACAUGUUACAAGAAAGCAACAAAUGCAUAUGCAUUUUAUUGUCAAUGUGAGCGAUCUGAAGAAAUUUUAAAACGUACAUUCUCCGAUAAAUCCGAAUUUAGUGUGGUAUUUACAUCGAACGAUCAUAUUAAUCGCACAUUCUCAAAUAAUUACAAUUGUUUAUAUCCAAAUCAAUGUGAAAGUGAAUUCGAAUGUGUGGAUUCCAUUAAAACGAUCAAUUUAUCGGAGGACAGUAAUCAUAGUGUAAAUACAAAUCAUUCGGAUUAUAAUUUAUCAAAUAAAAUCGAUGAGACCCAGGUACAAUAUAAUACAGCAUGUUUUGUUGAAUCAUCUUGUAAAUGGAAUACAGAAUUCGAUAAUCAACGGUUAAAUACAUUGGUUUCUUAUCCGCAUGUUCAAUCGCAAGAUGUAAUUGAAAAUAUUCCCACUCAAGCGCAUUUAGAAGAAGAACAAAAUGAAAAUAGUAGUACUUCGUUAGUGGAUUUAUUAUCAGUGGGCAGUUGCCCUGAAGAAGAAUCUGUUAAGAUACCUCGUUUAGAGCCAGAAGAAGUUUUGGAUGAAGAUAUUUUUAAAUGCAAAAAUUGUGAUCAAAAAUUCAAUACAAAGUGGCGAUUAUUACUUCAUAUACGAAAUUGUAAGAAUGAUGUACAUUUGUGCCAAACUUGUGGGAAAAAAUUUGCAUUUCAAUCAAAUUUAAAACGGCAUGUACGGAUACACAGCGGCGACAGACCAUAUAUAUGUCCAUAUUGUCCUCAUAAAAGUUUUGCUCAAUCGAAUCAAUUAAAAUCACAUUUAUUAACUCACUCAAAAUUAAAGGAACAUUUAUGUAACAUUUGUGGAAUUGGUUACGCUCGUGUGGAUGCGUUAAAUGUUCAUAUUCGACGUAAACAUUCAACUACUUCUCCGAAACGAAUAUAUUCAUGUAGUAUUUGUAGUAAAAGUUUUAAAGAUAUUCGAGAUUUAUCACAGCAUAAAUUAAUACAUCGUAAUGCCGGAAAUUAUGUUUGUGACACGUGCGGUAAAGCUUUCAAUCGUAAGAAUAAUUUAAAGGUUCAUGUAUUAAUCCAUACCGGAGAAAAACCUUUUCAAUGUUCGAUUUGUCAAAAAUCGUUUCGUCAAAAACAUGUAAUGGAAUCUCAUAUGCAGAUUCACAAUGAUUAUAAAAGUUAA
Chrysoperla carnea is the source of this 1333-nucleotide messenger RNA. RefSeq names its product zinc finger and BTB domain-containing protein 17-like. Gene Ontology annotation, molecular function: RNA polymerase II cis-regulatory region sequence-specific DNA binding; DNA-binding transcription factor activity; zinc ion binding. The transcript has 5 exons. The coding region runs from base 14 to 1333 and encodes 439 amino acids. The record is from RefSeq and is a predicted model, not a curated record. NCBI's taxonomy places the organism in Eukaryota, Metazoa, Arthropoda, Insecta, Neuroptera, Chrysopidae. Gene Ontology annotation, cellular component: nucleus. Gene Ontology annotation, biological process: regulation of transcription by RNA polymerase II.